AUGAACACUAUUGGUCCCCUCGAAUACGGUGGGUGUACCUCCUCACGCUGGCUGUCCAUCCCAGGCCUCAGGUGGGGGGCUGUUGACAUCGUAGUCACUACUCCUCAUCAUUUCGUAGCCGACUUGGAUCGAUGUGCUGAGACUGGUGGCUCGGUUAACCAGCUCCAUCCAGCUGCGGUCAUCUUUGACGAGGCCGACAUGAUAUUCCACGAGAUGAGGUCAUUGAUGGUGAUGGAGGCUGAUGCCCUUUAG
This is a messenger RNA of Perkinsus marinus ATCC 50983, 252 nucleotides long. RefSeq lists its product as hypothetical. The record is from RefSeq and is a predicted model, not a curated record. The transcript has a single exon. NCBI's taxonomy places the organism in Eukaryota, Perkinsozoa, Perkinsida, Perkinsidae. The coding region runs from base 1 to 252 and encodes 83 amino acids.